Molecule: messenger RNA, 1670 nt
Organism: Magnolia sinica
Lineage: Eukaryota; Viridiplantae; Streptophyta; Magnoliopsida; Magnoliales; Magnoliaceae
Product: tubulin beta chain-like
Exons: 3
Coding region: 98-1444 (448 amino acids)
Biological process (GO): mitotic cell cycle; microtubule cytoskeleton organization
Cellular component (GO): microtubule; cytoplasm
Molecular function (GO): GTP binding; structural constituent of cytoskeleton; GTPase activity
Source: RefSeq, a predicted model, not a curated record
CACCGCCCUCUCUCUCCUCUUCAAAGGCUCGAAUCGGAGCCCCUCUCCAACCAUCCAAAAAAACCCUAACCCUAGCAGAGAAGAAACUCUCAGCAAAAUGAGAGAAAUCCUGCACGUUCAAGGAGGCCAAUGCGGCAACCAGAUCGGGGCCAAGUUCUGGGAAGUGAUCUGCGACGAGCACGGCAUCGAUCCCACUGGGCGAUUCAAAGGUGGGACGUCCGAUCUUCAGCUCGAGCGCAUCAACGUCUACUACAACGAAGCAUCCGGUGGUCGGUACGUUCCCCGGGCUGUCCUCAUGGAUCUCGAGCCCGGGACCAUGGACAGCAUCCGAUCGGGGCCCUACGGCCAGAUCUUCCGUCCUGACAACUUCGUCUUUGGUCAGUCCGGUGCCGGGAAUAACUGGGCAAAAGGGCAUUAUACUGAGGGAGCGGAGCUGAUUGAUUCGGUCCUUGAUGUUGUCCGGAAGGAGGCUGAGAACUGUGAUUGUCUGCAAGGUUUCCAAGUCUGCCAUUCACUUGGAGGAGGGACAGGAUCUGGCAUGGGGACACUUCUGAUAUCAAAGAUGAGGGAAGAGUACCCAGACAGGAUGAUGCUUACCUUCUCAGUUUUCCCUUCUCCCAAGGUCUCUGACACGGUUGUGGAACCCUACAACGCCACCCUCUCAGUGCACCAGCUGGUGGAGAAUGCUGAUGAAUGCAUGGUCCUGGACAAUGAAGCACUCUAUGACAUCUGCUUCAGGACCCUGAAGCUCAGCACCCCAAGCUUUGGGGACCUGAACCAUCUGAUAUCCGCAACGAUGAGCGGAGUGACGUGCUGCCUGAGGUUCCCUGGCCAGCUGAACUCUGACCUCCGAAAGCUGGCUGUGAACCUCAUCCCUUUCCCCCGGCUCCACUUCUUCAUGGUUGGGUUUGCCCCCCUUACCUCCCGUGGCUCCCAGCAGUACAUAUCCCUCACCGUCCCGGAGCUCACCCAACAGAUGUGGGACGCCAAGAACAUGAUGUGCGCGGCUGACCCCCGCCAUGGCCGCUACCUCACUGCCUCUGCCAUGUUCCGUGGCAAGAUGAGCACCAAGGAGGUGGAUGAGCAGAUGAUCAACGUCCAGAACAAGAACUCAUCCUACUUCGUGGAGUGGAUCCCGAACAAUGUCAAGUCGAGCGUCUGCGACAUUCCCCCAACGGGCCUGAAGAUGGCGUCGACGUUCAUCGGCAACUCCACUUCGAUACAGGAGAUGUUCCGAAGGGUGAGUGAGCAGUUCACGGCCAUGUUCCGGCGCAAGGCGUUUUUGCACUGGUACACUGGUGAAGGGAUGGAUGAGAUGGAGUUCACAGAGGCGGAGAGCAACAUGAACGACCUGGUGUCAGAGUACCAGCAGUACCAGGAUGCAACCGUGGAGGAGGACGAGGGAGAGUACGAGGAAGGAGUCGAAGACAACUAUGAAAAUUGAGGGGGAGUGGGCACGGCGAACAGUAUCAACUUGGUCAAGAUUUCUGUAUCCUUUUCUCUUCAUUUCAGUCCUAUAAUUUUGGUGUUUGUGUUCUUCCUGCAGACCUUUUGCUUCCUGCUGUUUUGCUUUUGCUCUCAUAGCUUCCAUGUUUAAUCUACUGUUAUUGUUGUUGUUGAUUCCCCUGCGUUCCGUAUCAAGUACUGAAUAAAAUUGCUGCUUCUACUUC